GAGGGAGGAGGAGACUCGGCGGCCCUCCCUCGGCCCUCCCGGCGGAGGCCGCCGCCAGCCCCGUGCCCGCUCCGCCCAGCCUCGGCGGGUCGGACGUCCGGAGCCCACGAGUCCCCGGCAGAGGUCCAAAGAAGAAGCAUUCCCCCACCCAGUGGGCAGGAGAGCGGUGGGGAGCAGUGGGCAUCAUGCACAGUCGCGUCGCAUCCGCCGAGCAUCCCCCUUGCUGCCCCUGAGUCCGGCCGGAGUUGGGACGCAGGGCCCGCCCGUGCCGUCGCACCAUGAGCCACGGGCCCAGCCCCCGGCUGGCCGAGUCCCCGCAGCUGUCCAAGGGCAGCCUCCUGACCAUCCUGGGCAGCCCGUCGCCCGAGCGCAUGGGGCCGGCGGACUCGCUGCCGCCCACGCCACCCAGCGCCCGAGGCAACGCCGACAGGACGCCGGACGCGCCGGAGCGGGAGCGGGAGCAGGAGCCGGUGCGCGACGUCGGGUCGGAAGUGCCCCUGAGCAGCCAGGAGCUGGAGCUGGCGGAGAGCCUGAUGAAGAACAGACCAGAGGAGCCUGAGGGCUGCUGGGAGGUGCGAGGCGCAGCGGCUGGGAGCCCCCGCGGCAGCUCAGGCCGCCAGGAGCGCAGCCGGCUGCCCUGGGAGGACACGGCCACCAUCGAAGAGGAUGCAUCCAAGCUGACCGCCCUGCGGCUGCGGCUAGAUGAAUCCCAGAAGGUGCUGCUCAAGGAGCGAGAGGAUAAACUGGCACUGAGCAGGAACAUUGAGAAACUGGAGGGGGAGCUCAGCCAGUGGAAGAUCAAGUAUGAGGAGCUGAACAAGACCAAACAGGAAAUGCUCAAGCAGCUCAGCAUCCUGAAGGAGGCUCACCAGGACGAGCUGGGUCGCAUGUCCGAAGACCUGGAGGACGAGCUAGGGGCACGCUCCAGCAUGGACAGGAAGAUGGCCGAACUGAGGGGGGAGAUGGAACGGCUGCAGGCGGAGAACGCGGCCGAGUGGGGUCGCCGUGAGCGCCUGGAGACCGAGAAGCUGGGCCUGGAGCGGGAGAACAAGAAGCUGAGGGCACAGGUCGGGGACCUGGAGGAGGCGCUGGCCCGGCGGAGGAGGCAGACAGCCAGCGCACUGGACUGUGACCUGCGGGCCAGCCAGGCUGCACUUUUCGAGAAGAACAAGGAGCUGGCAGACCUGAAGCACGUGCACAGCAAGCUGAAGAAGCAGUUCCAGGAGAAGGUGGCAGAGCUGGCACACGCCAACCGGCGGGUGGAGCAGCACGAGGCAGAGGUGAGGAAGCUGCGGCUGCGGGUGGAGGAGCUCAAGAAGGAGCUGGCCCAGGCCGAGGACGAGCUGGACGAGGCCCACAAUCAGGCACGUAAGCUGCAGCGGUCGCUGGACGAGCAGACGGAGCAGAGCGAGAACCUGCAAGUGCAGCUGGAACAUCUGCAGUCCAGGCUCCGAAGGCAGCAGCAGAACGCCCCCCUCUUCGGGAAGAUGCGGAGCGCUCGAUUCGGCACCGAGGAAGCCGGGGACGGAGCCAGCGACCUGGAUGAGGAUGAGGACCUGCAGAUCCAGGUGGCCUAGAGCUCCCAGGACCCCACGGGACUGGCCCGUGGCCGCAGGCCCCUGGGUGCCGAGGCUGACCGGCCACUCGGACUGAAGCAGCCGCCCACUCUCCCCACCACGGCGGACUUCCUCCUCUCCCAGGGUGGGGGUCGAACAUUCCACCAGCAACACCCCAUGGAAGGGAAGCCACGGCCUGUGUUUUGUAUGUGUAUAUUCUAUGUAUAUGCGCGGGUUCCUCGGACCCAUCUGAUCUUAUAACAGGACCGCUCCAGGGCCCAGUCUCAGCGCCCCCAUCCACCCAGGACCUUCACGCAGGGGUGAGGGGGAUGGCAAGGGAGGCUCUUGGAGCCUCGACCGGGCUGCCUCUCUGAAGCUUGGGGAUCAGGUGGAGCUGUUUAUAGCACAACGUGAUAAACUCAGUCUUUCAUAAUAAACGGAGUUUGGGUUCUCAGGGCAGGUCCUGAGAGUUUGGCAGCUGUGGGCACCUGGUGUAGGGACAGCACCAGUCUGCACCUGGCACCUAGCCGGGGCUCGGGAAUGUCAACUGACUUAAUGAAUGAACGAAUGCGGAAGAACAAA
This is a messenger RNA of Suricata suricatta (meerkat), 2138 nucleotides long. RefSeq names its product coiled-coil domain containing 102A (gene CCDC102A). Gene Ontology annotation, cellular component: myosin complex. The coding region runs from base 279 to 1577 and encodes 432 amino acids. Lineage: Eukaryota; Metazoa; Chordata; Mammalia; Carnivora; Herpestidae. The record is from RefSeq and is a predicted model, not a curated record. The transcript is spliced from 10 exons.